This is a messenger RNA of Linum tenue, 1352 nucleotides long. NCBI's taxonomy places the organism in Eukaryota, Viridiplantae, Streptophyta, Magnoliopsida, Malpighiales, Linaceae. The record is from the annotation of a GenBank genome assembly.
CAAUGUUGGAUGGGAUUGGCCUUGGGAGGAAGAUUCGUACAAGUCUUUGCGAGAGCACCAAGCAUCUCCCCCUCUCAUAUUCUUUUGUGCUCCCCACCAUAAGUCACAAUUUCCCUAAAAUCCAAACCAUGAACUCCUCAACUUUCCACUCCGUCCUCCUCAAAUAUUAAUCCUGCAUUCCCCUCACUUGUAAUUUUCUCUCUUCCAAGGGCAAGACCACGACUCUUGCCAUUCCCAGCAAGAUAUUGUUCCCUUUCUCCCAAUUUAUUGCCAGCAGAAUUUGCUGGCAAUAAAAGAGAGAUUGUCUAAUGAGUCCCAAUGACACUUCAAAUUCUAGAAAAGCCUUGCAAUGUGUACAUGGGAUUCAUGUUGUACCCCAAUCACCUUUCCAUUUGGAGGUGAUUACUCGACAAGAGGGGUUCCCUCAAUCGCACUGUGAAAGUUCAUCUAAUAGAGCAGAUCAGCCAUCAUUAUUCUGGAAAUUAUGGGAGCAAAGGCCAGGAUGUUUGCGGCCUAUCAAGUGUUGCGUUCACGGUGAUAACUUCUCAGAAACGGUUGCUAAUGUGUUAACAUCACUUCCAUUUGUUGCUCUUGGUAUGCAGGCUCCAAGAAAGGAUCUAAAUACCAAACUGUAUGCUAACUCGUUAAUCGGGGUUGGAAUCACAUCAAGCUUGUAUCACUCCUCAAGGGGAGAAGUUAGGAAGUACUUGAGGUGGCUUGACUAUGCAAUGAUAGCAGCUACCACUGUGUCGGAAACUUACAAAAAGCAUUGUGUUAUGCAGUGUCUAUCAAGAGCCUUGAGAAAUGAGAACCCGAAGCUGUUGAUGGCAGCAUCUGCAGUAUUACUGCCUAUCCAGCCGCUGAUGGUAUCUGCAGUCCACACAGGAAUGAUGGAGGUGGCAUUUGCUAAAAGAGCAUUAGAAGAUCCAGAGUUAAGGAACAUACACACCAUGCAUAAGAUGUCUUCCUUGUUGGGAGGUGCUCUCUUCAUUGCCGACGAUCUGUUCCCCCAGGCACCAUUUCUUCAUGCUGGUUGGCAUCUUGCUGCAGCUGUUGGGGUCGGCACCUGCCACAAACUCCUUUAGUAGGCCGCGCAGUAAUUGUAAGAGUUGUAGCAGCAGCAUAUAUUACACUAUAGUCUUUGUAUAUUAGACAUGAAAUGAAGUUAGGGUCAGGUGAGGUGAGUAUGAUUUUUCAAUCCGUCGACAUGGCAACAGCUGCACCUUGCUUAAAGCUCUAUUUUUUCCUGGAUUCGUCGACAUGGCAACAGAGUCCCGUAGCUUCUUGCAACACUCAAUUUUGUAGUUUACUUGUUUAGAUUCAACUGAAAUAAAUGUGCGGUUCAAAUCAAC